Molecule: messenger RNA, 1182 nt
Organism: Schizosaccharomyces cryophilus OY26
Lineage: Eukaryota; Fungi; Ascomycota; Schizosaccharomycetes; Schizosaccharomycetales; Schizosaccharomycetaceae
Product: FAD binding oxidoreductase
Exons: 1
Coding region: 281-871 (196 amino acids)
Source: RefSeq, a predicted model, not a curated record
UAGUAAGUACUACAUGCAAACUUAUCACUUAGUUUCUCUAUACGACUAUUUUUCCUCUUGCGAAAUCCGCAAGCUUCUUAACAGCGAAGAUAAAUUUCCAAAAUUGGCUUUUAUUAAAGGCUAAUUUAGAGAAUGAAAUUACUUAUGAUGGUAAAUUGAGCAGACGGCUGCUGAAUAAGCAAAGUAACGAAGUAGUCAUUUUCCGCACACUUAAAUAGGUCGGCCAUUUUGUCUAUACACUUAACGGUUACGCUCUUAUUUUUAAUUUUUAGACGAAGAAAUGGGUUUGAAAAUUUUGCUUGUUAAUGGAUCUCACCCUUUUGGCCAUAGCCAGGGCAAAUUAAACGAGACACUUCAAAGUGUUGCCAAAGAGGCCUUGACAGGUUUAGGCCAUUCCAUUCAAGAGACUACCGUCACAAAAGGCUAUAAUGUUGAAGAGGAGGUUGAAAAGUUUGUUUCGUCUGAUGUUGUCAUCUAUCAAUUCCCUGGAUGGUGGAUGGGUGUUCCUUGGCCAUUAAAGAAAUACAUCGACGAAGUCUUUACUAUUGGAUAUGGAAAGCUCUAUGCAAGCGACGGCCGUUCUCGUGUAAAUCCAACCAAGAACUAUGGUAAAGGUGGUCUUCUCCAUGGCAAACACUACAUGUUUUCCACAACUUGGAAUGCUCCUUUUGAGGCAUUCAACGAAUUCGGGAACUUCUUUGAUGGCCGCGGUGCCGAUAAUGUUUUGUACCCUGUUCAUAAGGCUCACGAAUUUUUAGCAAUGACCGGGUUACCUUCCUUCAUGGUGAACGAUGUCAUCAAAAACCCUCAGGUAGAGUCUUAUCUUUCCUCUUAUAAGCUCCAUCUACAAAAGGUUUUUGCUUCGAAUUAGAGGGACUUUGUCUCACUUUUGUAUUAUACCCGAUAAUUUUUGGAGUGAUAGGGUGUCGUUCUUUUGUAUGCUUUUUCCUUUCACAAUAAUUACGUUCGCUACUUGCUAUGUGUCGGCAUUGGAUCAUGGAUAUCGAUACCAUUUUAAACAAAGGCCAAAAUGAAUCAUGGAACAAUGUAGCUUCAUAGGCGAUAAGAAAAAAUAAAAGGAUAAAAAAAUGUUUUGACUACACCUGUGUGUGUUUAUUGUUUUUUCCUUUCGUUGCAUAUAGGUACUCUUGGCUAAAUGGGUAAUCAAUGUAGCCUAAAGGA